AUCAAAUCAACAUGGAAUAAUAAUUGAGACGUACGAUUUAUUUGAAAAUUUAUUACGAAGAUUUUCAAACCAAAUUAUUUUUAUUGAUCUCAUGAUAUAUCAACUGAGCUCCCAUGUCUAUAAAUUCUUAUAUAUUUACACAAUUUUUCAUAUAAAUCAUAAGUUUAAGUAGUUGAAUCUCGAGAGAAGAGAAGAAACAGAACAGUGAUCUAUUAUCAAAAUGAUAAUGUUUCUCUCCUGGAUCGUGUUUAUAGCCAUAUAUGCCUUCACCAACAAUUUCCUUGGCAAAAUAAAGAACCUUCCACCAAGCCCUUUCCCAGUUCUCCCCAUUAUUGGCCAUCUCUACCUUAUCAUAAAGAAACCCUUAGUCCAUCGAGCUCUCUCCAAGAUAUCAGAUCGAUAUGGUCCGGUACUUCUCCUCAAGUUCGGCUCUCGUCCAGUUCUCCUGAUUUCUUCGCCUUCAGCAGCAGAGGAGUGUCUAGCUAAGAACGACGUCGUAUUCGCUAACCGUCCACGUUUGCUGGCCGGCAAACACUUAGGAUACAACUACACCAGCCUUGUCUGGGCUUCCUAUGGAGAUCACUGGCGAAACCUCCGAAGAAUAUCAAGCAACGAAAUCCUGUCCUCCCAUCGCCUCCAAAUGUUAUCUCACAUACGAUCCGAAGAGGUCUCCUCGCUCAUCCGCCGCCUUGUGCGCUCAGCUCAACAAGAUCCAAGGGUGGAAAUAAAGUCGCUCUUGUUUGAGCUUAUGCUUAACAUAAUGAUGAGAAUGAUUGCCGGCAAGCGUUACUACGGCGAUAAUAAUGUCGAAAUGGUUGAUGAAGAAGCUCAUAAGUUUCAGGAGAUAGUUAGGGAAACGCUACGUUUAGGGGGCACGACAAAUGUCAGUGACUUUUUACCACUGUUCAGGUCAGUUUUGAGUAGAAAGUACGAAAAAGGCUUGAUUGAGGUACAGAAGAAGAGAGAUAGUUUCAUGCAGAGUCUUAUAGAUGAGAAUAGAACAAGUAUAGCAUUAGCAGCCUCUCGACAAACCUCUCUCCCUAAAGACCACAAGAAGAAGAACAUGAUCGAAGUUUUACUGUCGCUUCAAGAAUCGGACCCUGAGUAUUACACAGAUGAAAUAAUCAGAGGACUCAUGCUGGCUUUAUUAUCAGCGGGAACAGAUACUACAGCUGGAAUCAUGGAGUGGGCCAUGUCCCUAAUGCUGAAUCACCCGGAAGUGUUGAAAAAAGCCCGUAAUGAAUUGGAGUAUUGUAUUGGACAUGAUCGUCUAGUGGAAGAGUCAGAUUUGGGGAAGCUUCCAUAUCUUCAUCGUAUCAUAAAGGAGACACUACGACUGUAUCCAGUGGGUGCAUUACUACCCCAUGAAUCAUCGGAGGAGUGCAUAAUAGGUGGAUAUCGUGUACCACGUGGCACCAUGUUAUUGGUAAAUUUAUGGGCCAUCCAACAUGACCCCAAAGUAUGGGAUGAGCCCACAAAAUUUAAGCCGGACAGAUUUGAAGAAGGUGAUCAGGGAGUGAGAGAGGGGUUCAAAUUAGUACCUUUUGGGUCAGGGAGGAGGGGCUGCCCUGGUGAGACCUUAGCCAUGCGUAUGGUUGCACUAACUUUGGCUUCCCUCAUUCAGUGUUUUGAUUGGGAGAUGGUUGAUCAUGAGGCCAAGAUUGAUAUGACAGAAAAGCUAGGUCUCAGCUUGUCAAAAGCUCAUUCCUCACUACUCAACUGCCGACCACGUCCUACCAUGUCCAACAUUCUUUCUCAUAUAUAGAUUGAUUGUUCUUUACUUGUUAAUCUUCUAUAUAGAUAUAGAUAUAAAUAAUAAUAAAAGAAAAAACAAAUAAUGUCUAUUUUGAAGUUAAGAAAACUCAAAAAUAAAUUAUAUUGGCCAGUUUGGCACAGCUGUGCUGUGGGAAAAAAUAACUGUAGUUGUGUUGUAAGAAAAAACUUUUAAAGUACUGUGAGUUGUUAAGAUCUA
Cannabis sativa is the source of this 1972-nucleotide messenger RNA. RefSeq names its product cytochrome P450 81Q32. The transcript is spliced from 2 exons. The record is from RefSeq and is a predicted model, not a curated record. Bases 221 to 1765 code for a protein of 514 amino acids. Gene Ontology annotation, molecular function: oxidoreductase activity, acting on paired donors, with incorporation or reduction of molecular oxygen; iron ion binding; monooxygenase activity. NCBI's taxonomy places the organism in Eukaryota, Viridiplantae, Streptophyta, Magnoliopsida, Rosales, Cannabaceae.